Messenger RNA from Carassius carassius (crucian carp), 2767 nucleotides. RefSeq names its product vascular endothelial zinc finger 1-like. Gene Ontology annotation, biological process: regulation of transcription by RNA polymerase II. The record is from RefSeq and is a predicted model, not a curated record. Gene Ontology annotation, cellular component: nucleus. Gene Ontology annotation, molecular function: DNA-binding transcription factor activity, RNA polymerase II-specific; RNA polymerase II transcription regulatory region sequence-specific DNA binding. The transcript has 6 exons. NCBI's taxonomy places the organism in Eukaryota, Metazoa, Chordata, Actinopteri, Cypriniformes, Cyprinidae. Bases 87 to 1529 code for a protein of 480 amino acids.
CCCCCUCCCGCGAGUGGUACGUUCCGCGGGGUGGCGGAAGUCUCGCUCUGCCAUGUUGAGCGCUUUGUUUCUGUAAGUGAGACGCGAUGAUGGAGCAGAGCUGGAGCUCUUUCUUAUUCCAGCAGGCUAAUGAAGCCCUUCACCACCAGCACCAGGUGGCCCCAAGCAGCCUGCUGCCACUGCUGAACUCUGAGCCCCAGGACCAGAAGCCUGUGAUGCCCAUUCCUCUGGACCACAAGCCCCCCGUCAGCGCCGCCGAGCUCCUCAAGGACAAUGUAGCCAGCGGGACUGGGGGAGGAGGGGGUGGCAAUGGCGGAGGAGGUGGUCCAAUGCCCGUGGUUAAGAAAGAGCACAAGAGCAAGACCCCAUUCAUCUGCGGCUACUGCAACAAGGCCUUCCGCGACAGCUACCACCUCCGCCGACACGAGUCCUGCCACACCGGCAUCAAAAUGGUGUCCAGACCCAAAAAGAUGGCGCAAGCGGCACCCACCAUGGUUUCGCUCAUCUCCACCAUGCCCCGUGAGAACACAGGCGACCCUGCCUACAUCUCAACCGUCGCUGGCAUCUUUUCCACAGCAACCACUUCCACGUCUUCUGCCUCUACUGUCAUGUCCCCGACGUCCAUGUCCAACGUGACCCAACACAGUGCCCCCAAAAAGCCACCCAAACCCGUAAAGAAGAACCACGGCUGUGAAAUGUGUGGGAAAGCCUUCCGGGACGUUUACCAUCUGAACCGGCACAAGCUGUCACACUCGGAUGAAAAACCAUUCGAGUGUCCUAUAUGCCAACAGCGCUUUAAGAGGAAGGAUCGCAUGACGUACCACGUGCGCUCACAUGACGGAGGGGUCCACAAACCCUAUGUCUGUUCUGUAUGCGGAAAGGGAUUCUCGAGGCCUGACCAUCUCAGCUGCCAUGUGAAGCAUGUUCAUUCCUCGGAGAGACCUUUCAAAUGCCAAGUAACGGCCUGUACAUCAGCCUUUGCCACCAAAGACAGACUUCGGUCGCAUAUGAUUCGGCACGAAGGGAAAGUCACUUGUAACGUGUGUGGAAAGAUGCUGAGCGCCGCCUACAUCACCAGCCACUUAAAAACACACGGCCAGAAUAACUUCAGUAAUGCCUGUAACAAAGGAGAUUGGCAGUGGAACCACUCAGGGCUCCGAAAAGACAACAAUGAAGUUUGCCACUCUGCCUCCACUACACCAGUCUCGGCCACAGCCCCAAUCACCUCUGCAAUGAACCGCGGCAACACCAGCAACCCCGUUACAAUAGCAGCCCAGAUGAACAUCUCUACCAACACAGUCAACAUCACGUCUCCAGUCAGCCUGCAGCACCAGGUUACCAUCACCGGGCCUGUGAACAUUGCAUCCGUCAACAUCCCAGCCUCAGCGUCCAUGAAUAUAGCCCAUCCGGUGGCCAUCACCACGCCCAUGGCCAUGCCCAUGAACAUCGGCACCCCACUCAACAUUGCCAUGAGACCUAUGGACACCAUGCCCUUCCUGUCCCAAGUCUUGCCAUCUUCUCACUGGUAAAACCAGGGGCACUGACCAGCAUUUUUUCCUGACAUCUGAGUGGCGCGAACAAACCCAUCGCGUGGCUACAUUGCAACACUAGCAGAAGAUUUGCACGGAUUUCCAACUCUCUCUGGCCUUCGAGUAUGCUUGCGUUUUGCGCACCUGGUGAGCAGCUCUGUAGCGGGGCAUUGCGCAAGCUCCUCUGAGCACUUCAAACCCCGAAUUUAAGGACAAAUGCAAUAAUUGAUGUGCAUUUCGAACCCAUUUUUUUUUUUAUAAGCAGAGUGCCAGUGGGUUCUUCAAUGAUGUUUAAGUGUACCCUGCUAAUCAGUAUUUAAGGAAAUUCGUUUAAAAUGGACUGUUGCUUCCAUUGGGAGGAUUUUUUAAAUAUCUUUUGCAUUAUUUAGAUUUUGCGCAGGGUUGUGAGUGUGUGUGUGCGUUGUUUUUUUUUUGUGUGUAUGGAGGUGCCGUAGAUCCCUUUUUUUUUUUUUUUAUUAAUGGUGUUCGUCAUGACACUGUUUACUACUAUUCAGUUUUUAUUAGGGGAGGGCAGCUUCAUUCUCUUAUUGUUUACGUGACCAUUGUUAGAUGUCGCGUGUUUUUUUUUGCAUACAGAAGAAAGCUUUGGAGGAAGGAAAGAGUCUUGCACUGAAAGCAUAUCUCUAGUUUAAAGAGGCAGUAUUAUCUAAAUAUAAAUAUCAAGAUGUGUUCCAAAUGGUGCACUUGAUGUGGUCGCUACUAUCCCAUUUUUGUGCAGAUCUAUAAAGUCCAUGAAGACAAAGAGUAUCCUAUUUGUCAUUUAACAAUUGAGAAAGGUUCCCCCUUUGCACAAUAGUGCGGACUUCACAGCCUACUACUCUACAGUCUUUGCAGCAUUUCUUCACCAAAGUGUGGACUCAAAGGGCCAAGUGUGUCAUUUGGGAUGGGGUUUAUGGGCUGUAGGUAACCAGCUCAUUUAUAACAGCGCCAUCUAUUGGUUGGAGUACUGCGCUGAUGCCCUUUUAAAGUUUUCAUUUGGACAUUUGCCUGUUAAAAGUUUGUAUUUGUAUUUUUUAUAUGAUGUUUGCAAGAUUCCUGUUCUAAAAACAUGUUUUACAAAGGAAAUGGCUGAGAAUAGGAAAUGAACGUGAAUAAUUCCAGGAAAAUGCCUUGGAAUUAUUCAUGUUUGUUUGUAUAUAUAUUUCACUUUGAUUUUUUUUUUUUUACUAUUUGUUUUUUAAAAGUUUUUAUUAUUAUUAUUAUUUUUUUUUGCAUGU